Messenger RNA from Anguilla anguilla (European eel), 8801 nucleotides. It is a transcript of the gene tfr2, whose product is annotated as transferrin receptor 2. Lineage: Eukaryota; Metazoa; Chordata; Actinopteri; Anguilliformes; Anguillidae. Gene Ontology annotation, cellular component: external side of plasma membrane. The transcript has 18 exons. Gene Ontology annotation, molecular function: transferrin receptor activity. Bases 3114 to 5516 code for a protein of 800 amino acids. The record is from RefSeq and is a predicted model, not a curated record. Gene Ontology annotation, biological process: endocytic iron import into cell; transferrin transport.
GCCAACGUUUCUGACUGUUAUUUUCUUAUUUCUCAUCCUCAUAACGGCUUUCUUGACUUUCGGCGCAACUGUGGUCCUCAUGUUGACAAACGCCAAUAACAGACUCCAAAGGCAAUCAAAACCCUAGAAUCAACCCUAGAUACUGAAGCUCUCUUAUACCUGCAGGAAGGAAGCAAUUUAACAAACCUGACUAAUCAUAAACACCUGUGAACCCACUUGUCCUAAACAGUAUGGUGCCAUGAACUGAGGGGACUGUUUAUAAAAAGUGUGGUAAUUUUUACAUGGUGAAACCAAAAUGUAUAAAAAUACCCUUUAAUACUAGCUGAAAAUUUGCAGAUUAACCACAUAUGAAUGGCAUAAUUACAAAUUCAAUAUAAUUGAGUACAGAGCUAAAUCAGGAAAAGAUAUGCCUUUGUACAAAACAUUAUGGAGCUCUGUAUAUUACUGAACUGUAAAAGUUUAACUAAUCUAUUUGAUGUCAAGGCUUUACACUCUUGGAUGUUUUUUAACUACAGUAUGUUCAAAGUAUAUAAGAUUCCCUAAAUUUUGUCACCUGUUUCUGUGAUAUUGCUGUGCUGAUGGUCACUGAUGAAUUUAAAGUUUUAUAAAUCUGAAUUCACCCUCCACAUGGAGGCUACAAGUGAAGCCAGCCAAAACUGGGAAUUUCACUUUGUUGAAAAAGAAAUGAAUGUGGAUAAAACAUUUUAAAAAAUAAAAUGGGGACAACACAAUUGCAGGAAUGUAUUUAAGGGAACAACUGUAUCCUACCCAGUGUAUAAGCACUUCGAAAGCUUCACAUCCCCUGUUAAAAUCUGAAUUGCAAUCUGAUUUAAAAGUGAAACAAACUGAUUGAAUAAAUUUGUAAUUAUAACUAACUGUGGGGAUAAAGACAGACAAGAUAAAGAGUAAUAAACUGAAAGAAGCUAUGGAUUUCUGGAUUACAAAAUUGUUAAUAAUAUUGUCAUGUUCAUUCUUCAAAAAUCAAAUUAUUUUUAUUCUAAAUUUUAAGAUUAAUAAAAACAAAAUUGGCAUAAUUAUUUUUAUAUUUAGAUGACAGUGUAGAUUAAAAUGUUUUGGAGUGAUAUCAACCUUUAUCUGUGGAAACGUAUUAUUCUAUUCUAACUUUCAAACUAUGUACUGCACCCUAAAAUGUCACUUCAAGUGUAAAUAUAAACUAAACAUGCCUCUGUGUUCAGCAAGGCAAUGAAUAAAUUUAUAAAUAAAUCUAUAAAUUAUAGAAAGAAUCUAUCAUUUUUGAGAGUAGACUGCUUAUUUAAGCUUUUAAUUUAGAAACUGAUACACAUCACAAUAAUUCCAGUAUCUACUUUCGUAAGUAGACUGCCUAUUUAAGCUUUUAAUUUAAAAACUUAUACAGAUCACAAUAAUUCCAGUAUCUACUUUCAUAAGCGGUCACAUAUCAUGUUUGGUUUUAGGUUUAAGAUUAAGCCAUUUAACAUAAUGUUGCAUAAUUUCAGUGAUACGCAUUUCAACAGGCCUUUCUUGACAAUGGAGUUAACUCAAUACACAGCCACAUUUUGCCGGCUUUCUCCACGAGAUUCUGGGCAGUGUGCACUGACUACAUAAAAGCCUGAGCAAAGAAGGCGGAGCGACGGUUUGCUGCUGUUUAUUGUGCAGUUAAUAAAGUUAAUCAAGUCAGCGCAGAGUCCACAUGAGAGAGCACACUUUAGUACAUCCCCAGCUCUUGGUCUCCACCAAUCAUGGCACAGAGUUCCCCAGACACACAAGUCACAGAGCACUGCCUGACAGGCUCUGGGGUGGUUGAACUGUGACUGACUGUGAUACGUGUUUGCUGAGCCUGAACAUAUACACACUAUUACACGUACAUGCACAUGCAGAUUUGUAAACACUGUCACACAUAAACAUGCCUAGACAUAAACAGAUCACUUUCACUCACAAAAAGAUAAGCAAACAAUAAGCUUAUGGCAAAACAUCUUGUGAGCUUAUUAAAUGUCAAUGUUAUAUGUACAGAUGCUUUCUUAUAUAAACAGAAACAUAUAGUAUAAAAAUGCCCUUUGUUACAUUCCAGAGUAUGGUUUUUUUUGCUUGUCAGUAAACUUUGUUUGAUUGUGCAAUACUGACAAUUGUGUAAGUUUGGUAUCUGUGCUUCAGUGUAUAGCUACCUUUAACUGUGUGUUGAAGUCAAUGUCCGCCAGUGAGUAUUUGUGUAUAUAACAUGCGCAUGUCGCAUGGGGUGUGUCUGUUUAUCACUCUUAUCCUCUGUCUACAGGGAGAGACAGAUAGGAGGAGGAAUGGAGGAGAAAGAAAAAAUUGAAUGGCAAUGAGCUCCAAACAGUUUCAUCACCCUGAUUUACAGGAAACAUGCCUUCACUCAAAAAGACAAAUAAUUGCAUCACUCCUUGCUUCGUAAAUCUGUUAAUCAUAAUAUCAAUGCCGGGAAAUUCCCAGCAGGAUCCAAAAUGGCAUCCAAUGGAAUCAUUACACCCCUCCUCCCCCUUUAAUCUGAACACUCAUGAAGUAAUGUUUUAACUAGCAUGUCGUAGCCCUCUUUAGGUUCCAGUCAUUAAGCUGAAAAUGGCAUUUUCAUACAACAUUGUCUCCAAAACCAUCUGGCAAAUGCAAGUGUUUUUUAAUAUCUACAAGCUGUGAGAGCUGUUCUUACUUUUUGCCUGUCUCAUGUCAACUUUUAUAUUUCUUUGGAACCACAAAUUAUUGAUCAAAAUAUGUUUCUGGGCUGUGAAUUAUUAUCUUAAGAGCAGGGAUAGAAAGCCAUAUUUCAAAAAGGCAGAAUAUCAGAACAGAACCAUGGGUGGGUGAUUAUGCAAGUGAAAUAGGAUAUUUACUUGUCUGUUUUUGUCCUAAUGGUCUUGUUUUGUUGCAUUGAGGCAACACAACAGAUCAAACAAAACAUUACAUAUUGAAUUAAGGGGAUUGUUAGAAUAUUUGUCUUUGCCUUCGCAAUGAAUAUCCAUUUGAUGUAUAUUUUCAUCAAUCUAAACUUUCUUUUGGUUAUGUUCAUAUUCCAAUAUUUUUAAAUUAAAGUCAUGAAGUUUAUAAUUUCAGAGAAGAACCCAAGUACCGCUCAUCAGUGGAUCCCUAGAGUGUCAGACAUUUAAGGAAGACCUUUAAGAGGCAUGGAUGCUAUUCAGACAUUUCUAAAAGGGCGCCCACCCUCGUCGUCCCAUCAGCCCCGCUUCAUAUUCCGGCAGCGGGCCAAAAGAAGCGGCCUCGGUGAAGAGCACGAAGAAGAGAGGGGCGAGGAAUCGCAAGCAGAGAUGACACCCGUUCAUCCAGAGUCAGCAGAGGACCUGAACUCAAGCCUAAGCGGUGACGUCACUGCCCUGGUCUUACACAAACCAAUCAGUCGCAGGAAAGCCGUGUUCUACCUCACACUCUUCUCACUCCUCAUCUUUACCACAGCAUUCCUGCUAGGCUACGUGGUGUUCCGCGCAUUGUGCCACUACUGCGGGGAAACGGACAUGGAGCUGGGGCCAGUGGAUGACACAUGCAGCUCACAUUAUGAUGCCUCGGAGAGCAUGAUGGACCUCGGGGAGCUGAAGGACAUGCUGAGAAAAUACCUGAAAGAGGAGCAGAUUGAGAGCACGGUCAGACGUAUGAGCAGGUCGACCCAUCCGCCAGGGUCCUCAGAGGGGAACACGCUCGCCAGAGAGAUCCUGCAGAAAUUUCGUCAGCUGCGCAUGGACCACACUUGGACAGACUCACACUACGCUACUCUACAGUUCCCAUCCAGGACCCAGAGAAACUCUCUGUGGAUAGUUGAUGCCAAUGACGAGAUACUGGAGGAGAUCCCAUUGGGGAGUCCCCUGGAUUACUGUGCUUACAGUGGAAUUGGCACAGCCACGGGCGGUGUGGUGUACGUGAAUUAUGGACGGCAGGAGGACUUUGACCUGCUGCGCUCCCUGGGUGUGUCCAUAGGGGGUGCCAUCGCAGUGGCGCGAGUCGGAGGAGGCAUGAGCUUUGCGGAAAAGGUGUGGCAUGCCCAACGUGCAGGGUUAGGAGGGGUGCUGAUUUACCCCGACCCAGCUGAUAUUCCCCAAGAUCCCCGCAGGCUGGGCCUCUACAGCAGCGCAACCAUCUCUGAGCACGUACACCUGGGUUCAGGUGACCCUUUUACUCCUGGCUUCCCCUCCUUUAACCACGCCCAGUUCCCACCAACACAGUCCUCAGGCCUGCCACUCAUUCCAGUACAACCAAUCAGUGCCAACGUAGCCUCGAAACUGUUGAGUCAGCUGACGGGCCCGGAGUGCCCGCGGAGUUGGCAGGGCCGACUGCCGUACGUCCGCUGCGCACUGGGGCCGGAGUUCAGCUCGGGCGAGGGUCGCAGGGUGAGGAUGGGCGUCUACAACAACAUGACGCCCGUGCUGCUUAAUAACAUCUUCGCCUCUAUUGAGGGCAAGAUUGAGCCGGAUCAGUACAUAAUCAUAGGUGCCCAGCGAGACUCCUGGGGACCUGGAGCUGUGAAGGCGGGAGUGGGCACUGCCAUCCUGCUUGAGCUGGCCCGUACCUUCAGCACAAUGGUGGAAAAUGGAUUCUACCCCAGAAGAAGUUUGCUGUUUGUCAGCUGGGAUGCGGGGGACUUUGGCAGUGUGGGCGCCACUGAGUGGCUGGAGGGUUAUCUCACAAUGCUGCACCUUAAGGCUGUGGCCUAUUUCAGUUUGGACAGGGCUAUUCUGGGUGAUGACAACCUCCAUGCUUUCACCAGCCCACUGCUGGCAGAUCUCAUCGAGGGAGUCAUAAAACAGGUAGAGCACCCAAAGCACGUGGGUCGGACCAUCUAUUCACACACAGAGAGCCUGGGCGGAAACUGGAAAAGCCAGAUAGUGAAGCCACUGUAUCUGAAUAGCGGCGCCUACAGUUUCACGGCCUUUGGGGGAGUGCCAGCCAUGGAACUUCGCUUUACUAAGGACAGCCGCCCGUACCCCUUUGUGAACACGCAGUUCGACACCGCCGACCACUUGCAGGAGAUGCUGCAGGGGCGCCUGGGGGCGCUGGGGCGCAGUUUGGGGGAGCUGGUGGGGCUAAUGGUGCUGCGGCUGGCCCAUGAUCUCAUCCUGCCCCUGGACAUCACCUGCUACAGCAGCACGGCCCUGCACUUCAGCACUCAGCUGAACAAGUACUCCAGUGAGCUGAAGGCCAGAGGUCUCUCUCCGCAGUGGGUCAUCAGUGCUCGUGGGGAUUACAGCCGUGCAGCCGAAUCGCUGCGCGAGGCCAUACUGAACAGCGACAUCAGCGAGGAGAGAGUGACUCGGCUCUACAACACGCGCAUCAUGCGGGUGGAAUAUUACCUCCUGUCCCAGUACGUGUCGCCGGUGGAGACGCCGUUUCGGCACGUGCUGCACGGCCGCGGGGAGCACACGCUCGCCGCCCUCUCCGAGCACCUGUCCCUGCUGCGCUCCAACCCGCGCCUCUUCGACGAGGCGCGCUUCCGCCGGCAGCUGGCCCUCCUCACCUGGACGCUGCAGGGAGCCGCGAACGCCCUGAGCGGGGACGUGUGGAACAUCGACAACUCCUUCUAGAUCCGCGCGCCGCCGCGAGCCGCGGUCACGCUACUGCGGCUGACGGCUGGCCUCUUUACUCCCUUUACCGAUCGUCCAUUCGCCAGGCAAAGCUACUGUAGAUUUUCAGUAGGUCAGUUAAAAACACGAAUCUCUAGUGCAGAGGCAAUGAUUCCCACAUACAGAUGUACUGUAUGUGAGAGCCGUUGCCUAACUAGCGCACGGCGUCACUUGUAAAGGGAUUUAUAAACGUUCUUUAUUGUGCAGAGUUUGAAGAGCACAAAGGGUUUUUCGGCAGUAUAUUUCAGAAAAGUUUCACCACUGUUGCAAUGAACAAGUUAGUGUUACGUUUGAAUUUAUAUAUUUUUUAAAAAUAUUUAACAACUACACCCAGGGAAAGAGUUUGGGUAGAGCAAAAAUUGAGUUGGUUUGUACGAGCCCAAACAGCCGCCAUGACCCCUUCCCCUAGCACCUAGCUCCUAGCGCUUCCUUCAGUCUUGCUAGUACACAUAAAUUUGCCAUAUUUCAAUGUGCCCCAAAGCUUGGUUGGGGUCCAUUCCAUUGUAGUGGCAGAGUACUUUAGGCCCUCAUAUGCCUCUAUUUGGUUAACAUUUGAUUGAUUAUGCAGGCCUUGGACUGAAGGGCAGUCCCACAGUUCUUUGCAUGAGAUGAGACACUGGUACAUUAGUUACAUGCAGUCAGAAGCAAGCCUGACCAAAUCAAGGCAAAACCAGGAGAUUAUAUGUGCAAGAAUGUGUCCCAAAUCUAAUAGAAGUACCUUAUUAGCCCUUUUUAUAAACCCUCCUCUGAAUUGCCCUUCAUAUGAUGCCAUAAACGCAUCACACUAAAGAACACUGACAGUGGAGAAGGGGUCUAGAACAGGACUACUCAAUCCUGGUCCAGGAGGCCUGAAGAGUAUGCUGGCUUUCACUGUUUCUCAGCACUUGAUUGAUCAGUUAAAGCACCUGAUUAAACAUUUCACUUGACUCAUCUGGUUUGUUCGGUCUGAACUACAGUAGUUCAGGAUUUUAUGGUGAAAGUAAAAACCAGGACACCCAGUGUUGAAUAGCUCUGCUCUACUCAAGGAGGCAGUGUUUCAUUUGACUGUCCAACCAAGCACAUUCCCUGGGUUAUUUUUUCCAUUGAGAAAAACCCCGGGUGCACUUCAUGAUGGAAAACACAGCAAACCACAAGCUAUUCAAAAGCAGCUGCUGUAUGUUUCUGUUUAAAACGUUUUGUGUUGUCCUGAAUUUGCUUUGAGGAUAGACAAGAUGGCUAAUCAUUGACAUGACAUGACAUGGAACUCCCACUCGCUUUGUCUGGGGAAUUGACUGAUAGGCUGUCUUUGUGACUUAUUUGCUGUCUCACCUCUAGCUGUCUCUCCCACUGUGGGUUAGUGUUGAAUAUACAGUGUAUAUUGCAUUGUAUUCUGUUUCAAGUCUUUGAAUGUAAAGGCCUUUGUCCUUCUCUCUGCUUUAUCUGGCAAGAGCAGCAGCACUUUCCUUUUGAAAGUGCUUUCUUAAUUAAGCUAAUUUUCAGUAACAGUGAUUGAUACUAAAUUUUUUUUAUUGCCAAGUGAUAAUAACCUUGUUACCAAUGUAGGCAAUAAUUAUCGGGAGCAGUGCCUCCCAUAAUUAUGACAGUCAUACUGUCGUCCAAUCAAAAAGCAGCAUCUGCUAUUAAUCAGUCCAUGAUGUCAGGGAAGCUCAGAGAGCAGGUAGUCAUAGAAAUACAUUGGGGAUAAAAGCCAUUGCCAAGCCACCAGCCAGUCACCAAAGCCAAUGUGUAUAUUCUGUGUUUUUUCACAAACAUGGCUUGCUCUGUAUAUAUUUUGGCUUAUUAUAUUAAUGAACAGCUUCCAGUGGUCCAUCACACUUAAUGGUAAUGUGUGCCCCCUGCUGGCAUGGAGGAUUGCAGUCAUCCUGCAGUUUUUGUAAUGUCGUUCUUCUCCACUUCUAUCUUAUUUCCAGUGUCCUUUGACCCCUGACCUCUAUCUACCCUCUGACAUCACUGGGCACUGCCUUGCCAGUGUUAUUGGAAGCCAGUAGCACAUUUACAACUUUUCCCUUAAGAUCAGAGCACUGUAUUAUCGGGAACAGUGAUUCCCAUAAUUUAUUACCUCUUCAUUUUAUUGUAUUAUUGUGAUUCAAUCGUGAAUUAUUGAGAAUUUCAGGUGUUGUUUAUGUAAUAUUGUCAAUGUUAUGAUUAGUAUAGCAUAGUUCUAUGAGUGGGCUAUUUGACAGAGAAUUUUGUUGUUGGGGAGAAUUAAUAUGGGUGCAAGGAACACUUUAUACUUCGUCUCAGUGAUGUCCUUACAUGCUAUAGAAUUAUAAACUAGAUAAAAUCUAAAAACUUUCAUCCCACCUUCUUACCACACAUCUACUGUCAAUAGUGAACAGUUGCAAAAUGGAAUUAUUUGCAAAAUUUAAUUAUCUUUUCAUUUGUGCGUAACUCUAGCUGUAAAAUCAUGGUAGUUCAUAUUUAUUUUAUUUUUUUACAUCUAAAUAACUGGAUUUAAAACAAUUUGGAGCUUGGAACCGUUUCAUUUUAUGGUUCUAACUCAGUCGUCAUUCAGAAUGUAGUGAUGUGGAAGAUUCAUUAUCUUUAGAUGUAGUGUGCCCCCUACAUCAUUAGAAUGAAAUAAUGCCCUGAAUUGCCAUCCUGAAAGGGGAAUGAAAAUGUGGUGGGAACACGGAGGCUUCACAAACCCAUUUGUGGGUGUAAUUUUCACAUUCACAUUAAUAAUUCAUUGCAUUCAUCUUUGCAUUAUCAAUUGAUCUGAACCAAUCAAGAUAGUUUUCCGUCACCUUCGGAACACUCAGAUCCGUGAAUUGCUGACAGCUCAUGCUCAACCUAGCCUUUGUGGAGAUUGUACCCAAAAUGCACAAGUGAGUACUUCACAAGUGUAGUUUUUGUUUCACCUCAUCUCUCUUUGGACUUCAUUCUAUCCCACGUCUCAUUUGUUUGUCGAUUCUUUUAAUCUUUCAUUCUCUGAUUACUUCACAAUAUUUAUAUUGAUUGCUUUCCACCACAUUUUUCUCUGUCGCUAGUUAUCGAUUUCCUCGGUUUUCCCUGCUAUCCCCAACUAAUUUCUGUCCAAGUUGGAUGGGUGGGGACUUGAGGAUGUAUCAAACUACAUACAUGUUUGGAGUACAUUGUGAUUAUGUUUGAUUUUAUUUUAAGAGUGUUUCUACAUGAUUACCUUUAAAACGUUCCUGAUGUUUUCAGUGUACUGAUGUGCUGCUCUUCAAAACCCCUUCCAAUAAAGCUUCUCCCAGAGGUAUUUCUCCCUCUGCUCACUUCCAA